This is a messenger RNA of Colletotrichum lupini, 774 nucleotides long. RefSeq lists its product as uncharacterized. Bases 1 to 774 code for a protein of 257 amino acids. The record is from RefSeq and is a predicted model, not a curated record. Lineage: Eukaryota; Fungi; Ascomycota; Sordariomycetes; Glomerellales; Glomerellaceae. The transcript is spliced from 5 exons.
AUGCCAUCUUCCCAUACCUUUUAUGCUUCUGUCUCUCUCGCCUCUCUUCUCCCGCUCUGCAUCUUGCCGGCAUCCUCCUCUACAAGAAGACCGCAUUGCCAGCGUAGACAUGCAACGUGGACAGCUAUCAAGAAAGGUAGUUACAAGGGUCAACGCCGCAGUCAGCUUAUGAUGUGCUCUCCCGCCCCCCUCGUCCCCUCGUCACCCCCGUCUCCCGCGGUGUGGUUGAUACUCGACCGCCAUGCCCCCAUGUGGCACCACGAUGAACCCCAUUGGGAGGGGAACGGGAUGUUGCAGGGUUAUUGGUUGGUUGUGUUUGGCCGCGAUGCCCGCGGCCGGAACCCGACCUUUUUGUGGCCCGCUGGUGUGUACUCCUACGUGCCGUCUAUCAACGUCGCGCUGUUGGGCCUCACUUGCUUCUUCUCCUGGGAUACUCCCGACGCCGUAGGCUAUUGUAUCCACAUUCAAGACUUCUUGAGGAUAGCUCUAUCCGUUGAUUUUUUUCAACUUUGUCUCGUUCACUUGAACGAGAGACGAGACCAGGGGCAUCAUGCAGCCGUUCGCAUUAGCACUUUGCCGCAUGUGAAGGAACGUCUGAAGGAAUGCUUUGCAGACCGAGAGGCUCAGGCAACAGCAUUUCCGUCUUUGAGCGAGGACAACAGCUGGCAUCUGAGGUGGGCGAGCUGGGUCCUAGGCCUCCGAUUCUGGAACGGCGUGGGCCAGCGGGGACUACUGGCCGAGAUCGGCUUAGCGCAGGGUCCUCCGCUUAUCUGA